UGAAACCACAGCGCUCCACCGUUUCAUUUCUUGUUUUAUUUCCUAUUUUAAAUCUUUUUUCAAAAUUAAACCAAGUGACAAUUAAGUUGUCUGCAGCCGCCUACAGGACAGAGGACUGUCUCUCUCCCUCUCUCUCCCUCUCUCUCUGUCUCUCUGAAGCUGAAUUUAUUUUGAAAGUUGGAUUACAGCGGAGUCAGGAGGAAAUAUUGUCUGCCAGAUGCUGCUCAGAAAAUGAGCAGCAGUGAAGUACAGAUUGGGGAAAUCAGCGGAAUCCCGUGCUGUCAACGGCAGUGUGCCGAGCGUAGAUAAGCCCCCUUAUGAGGUGAAAAUCCUUCCCCGUCCUGCAGUAUCCCCUCCCAGCACCAACAGCAGGAAUAAGGGAUGUCACGGCUGUUCCUCCUUUCGGCAAUACUGAUUGUCUCCUGCAGCACAGAGGUGUCUCCUGCUGCUUUUCUGGAUAAACUGAAGGAGAGUUGGGAAUUGUACAUGGAGGAGUGUCACCGCAACAACAGUCAAGACCCGCCAAGCAGCGGCCUCGUGUGCAACAGGGAAUUUGAUAACUAUGCCUGUUGGCCUGAUGGACUUCCCAACACUACUGUCAGUGUGUCGUGUCCGUGGUAUCUGCCAUGGUACCAUAAAGUUCAACAUGGCAUGGUGUAUCAGGAAUGUGAUGCAAACGGCCAGUGGGUGCCUAUGAAGAAUACCAGCGAGUGUGACUCUAUAGAUCCAACUCUGCAGUACUACGGCCACAUUCGGAUCAUGUACACAGUGGGCUAUUCCUUAUCACUGGUGGCUUUGGUUCUGGCGCUUGGCAUCCUCAUUUUUUUCAGGAAACUGCACUGCAUGAGGAACAACAUCCACAUGAAUCUGUUUGCCUCUUUCAUCCUGCGAGCGCUGUCUAUCCUCAUCAAGGACGCUCUGUUGGAGGCAAACAUCACAUCACAGGACCUCAGCAGUGACCAGGAGCAGGGAUUCCCCCGGGCAUCUAUGCCUCCGGUGGAGCUGCUGGUCAACAAUGAGACUGCAGUUGGCUGUCGCAUCGCGAUGGUGAUGAUGCAGUACAGUAUCAUGGCCAACAGCUACUGGCUGCUGGUGGAAGGCAUCUACCUCCACAACCUCCUGGUCAUCACCGUGUUUACAGAGAGGAACUACUUUAAAAUCUACCUGUGCAUUGGCUGGGGUACCCCGUUAAUAUUCCUCGUGCCCUGGAUGGUAGCUAAAUACCUAUAUGAAAAUCAAGAGUGUUGGUGGCAAAAUAUAAACAUGAAUUACUGGUGGAUCAUCCGCUCUCCAAUACUGCUGGCAGUUGUGAUCAACUUCCUCAUCUUUAUCCAUAUCAUUAAAAUUCUGGUGUCAAAACUUCGAGCGCAUCAAAUGAGAUACACAGAUUACAAGUUCAGGUUGGCUAAGUCGACUCUCACCCUGAUCCCUCUGCUGGGCAUCCAUCAGGUGGUCUUUAUCUUUGUCACAGACGAGUCCACCAAAACCAGCAUCGGACUGCGACUCACCAUACUCUUCGGCGACCUCUUCUUCUCCUCCUUCCAGGGUCUCUUGGUGGCCAUAUUGUACUGCUUUGUCAACAAAGAAGUGCAGUCGGAGAUCCUGAAGAUGUGGAAGCGCUGGAAGCUCGGGAGGAACAUCGAGGAGGAGUACCGACACACCUACAGCAAUACCCCCAACACCAAGACAGCUAGCCUGUUGAACCAUGUCCCUCGACUGCCUCACCUCCCAGACAUAGCCAAAACCUCUUCCCCAGUCUGCAGCCCCGAGGAGACACACAUGCUUGUGGGUGGAUGUCACAAUGGUAUGGUUCACAGUAAGGAGGAGGGCCAAUGCACUUCCCCACAUCAUGAGGGAACCCUCAGCAACUGCACCCUACUGGAGGACCUUACGGACAAGGUGCACUGUUACGAGGGUCAGAGAGAGAACGUGGAGAGCAACCUGUAAAAGGAGCUGGGAACAAGAAUUUGAUGAAGAAAGUUGGAGGGCCUUGAGCUCUCAUCUGGCCUCAUACUGCCUUGAGUGGCAGUAACGGAGGGGGCUGAUGGACUCAUCUGUCAGAGUGGUCUUUGCCCAGAGAUCGGUGUCAGCGGGAGACCGAGCAGCCCUCUCCGCAGCCUGAGAGCGGAGGCGACAGACUCCCGCGCUGAGAUGUCUAACGUAUUGUGAGCCUCGUUAAUGGAUUUCUGUAGAUGUUUAUCG
Messenger RNA from Centropristis striata (black sea bass), 2202 nucleotides. It is a transcript of the gene gcgra, whose product is annotated as glucagon receptor a. Gene Ontology annotation, molecular function: glucagon receptor activity; peptide hormone binding. Bases 382 to 1947 code for a protein of 521 amino acids. The transcript is spliced from 14 exons. The record is from RefSeq and is a predicted model, not a curated record. NCBI's taxonomy places the organism in Eukaryota, Metazoa, Chordata, Actinopteri, Perciformes, Serranidae. Gene Ontology annotation, biological process: adenylate cyclase-activating G protein-coupled receptor signaling pathway; cell surface receptor signaling pathway. Gene Ontology annotation, cellular component: plasma membrane.